This is a messenger RNA of Durusdinium trenchii, 1755 nucleotides long. The record is from the annotation of a GenBank genome assembly. Lineage: Eukaryota; Dinophyceae; Suessiales; Symbiodiniaceae.
AUGCCCACGGGUCGAUCCACGAAUCCAUGGCGUGGCGCCAGGUACGCGGACCAUUGUUUGCGGGUGCAAGAGUUCUUGCAGGACCCGGAAAACUUUCCUCUCUACGAAGCCAAGCACGUGGACACGGUCCAGGACAAGCUCCUCCGUGCUGGUGGCUUCGCCGUGGAAGGCGCCAAGCGCGCGGCUCCGCUGCUGUCGUUGCCUUGGGCAUUGGGUGUUCGAGCAGUGGAUGUGGUGUGGAACUAUGGCCAGUACGGCCUGCUGGGCAUUUUGAUGCGCGAGGAGAUCAUGCAGGGCAUCAAAACAUUGUUGAGCUUGAGCUCGACGCUGCAGGAUAUCCCGCCCAGGGAGUUGCUAGUAGGCAUCCUCUACUUGAGCGCUGAGCAGCGGAAAACUUUGAGGGAUGCGCCCGAUGGAUUCCGGCGCGUGGCAGUGGAGACUGGCCGGCCGGUCUCUCAACAUCUGCUGGAUGCGCUGAUGGGCAUGGCAUUGAUAGGCACUUAUGCUCCGUACCAUGAGACAGCCUUUGAAGUUCAACGAUUUGCUCUGCAACAGAAUUGGCGCCUGGUGACGGAGCGCUUGGGAGACAGCAGGAAGCACCGUCCUGCCUGGGCGCUCUUCUUGAAAGACGGCACUGCGGCCGUGUCCAUCAGGGGCACCGACGUGGAACAGUCCCGUGGCGGCGACCUCUUCACCGACUUCGAUGCCAAUGCGGGUGGCCUCCCCACCUGCGCGACCGGCGCGGCGGCGCACCGCGGGGUGCUGAGCGCAGCGCAGGUGUUGGAGCGUGAGCUGCGGCCAACGCUGAAGGUCUUAGCGCAGGCGGGCUACCGCAUUGUCUUGACGGGUCACAGCCUUGGUGGAGCCGUGGCGGCGGUGCUGCUUUGGCUGCUGCGCUUCGGCACGGAUGGGGAGCGCCUGGACGCGCCCGUCACGGGCAUCGGCUACGCGGUGCCCUCCGUGGUCGACCUCAGGACCUCCGAGGCGCUGCGACCCUACUUCACCUCCUUGGUCAACUCGAUGGAUGCCGUGCCCCGCUUGUCGCCCAGCGCGCUGGGGCGCCUGGCACGGGAGCUGCGGAGUUGCGCGGCCCAGAGCGGUGCUGACUUGGAUGAGGAUCUCAAUCACUAUGUGGAGCGGCUGAGUAGUGUUUGGGCACCACGAGUGAGGGAUGGGACGCCUGCGCCUGAGCUUCCUACGGUCAAGACGCCCACGCCCCACGCCGCAGAUGAGGAGCCCCAUAUUUGGGCUAGUCACGAGGAAGAUGAAGUGGACCUGUACAUCCCAGGGAACGUGGUUUGGCUGCACCGGGUCCGUGGGCACCUGGAAGCCGCCCUGGUGCCCUGUACGGCUGCGCCACUGCGGCGGCUGCUCUUGGACAAGCGGAUGUUCGAGGACCAUUCUGCUCGCGCCAUCCACCAGGCCCUGCGCGCGGUGCAAGCGCGGCGGGACGCCACCGUUGAGCUUCCGCCGUGGCAGAAGUUCUCGGACGCGGGGGAGAAGUGCCCUUGCUGCGGGAGCCGUUAUGAGUGGAUGAACACUGCGCGCUCGGGAAAGAUGCGAUGUCAUGCCAUGACCAACUGCCGCUUGUGCGGCCUGGUGGUGUGUGUGGGGUGCGCUUCUUCACGACGCUCGAUCCCCGAACAGGGCCUCGACACCGGCCGCGUGUGCGAUCGCUGUGCCUGGCGCGGCCCGCCGCUGCCGGAGCUCGGGCCGCUCUUCGGAGCACUGGCCGAGGCCAACAGUGACAGCUGA